CUGACGUUUAUGUAGAAAAUUUUGAGUGAGAAUCAGUAAUAAGCCAUCUGAAAAAUACUAUUAAAUUAAUAGAAAAUCUGGUGAAUUCGGGGUUUUUCAACAAAAAUUUUGCAUUUUGGUAUAACAAAUAUUUAUCUAAACAAGAGCACAACCAUAAAUUAACAACCACGAAUGCGGUGAAAAACUACAAUAAAUAUUAAUAAAGUUUCUUCGCCGUCGCUAUUGUAAAAGUGUUCUCACAAUUAGAGUAUAGCUGACGCCAUCGUUAUUGGACAAAUGCCUUACAUUAUCAUACGCGGCAAUUUAGCGUCAUACAGCCAUAAAUAUCCCUGGCGUGUCUUGGUUUCCGGCCUAAAAGCGGAUGAAAUUGAGCAGUUGAAUAAAUUUUCAUGUGGCGGUUACAGUGAUGAGACAACAAUAGUUUAUCUGGUGCAUCCAUGUCGAAUUUUAUCAGCGCUUGAGAUUUUAGGUUUUCGUGUGGUCGCUUCUUCCUCAACAUCCGUUAAGCAGGACUACAACGAGUAUAUGUGGACUAUGCGCAAAGAGUUCCACGAACCAGAGCCGCUAGAAACAGAAUCCGUUGUGCGUGAGAAUCUUUCGAAUAUAGGACGCGAAGCAGCUGGUUUGGGCAGCUAUCACAAAGUUGACUCGCCUGAAUAAGAAAUUAAAUAAAG
Bactrocera neohumeralis is the source of this 674-nucleotide messenger RNA. RefSeq lists its product as uncharacterized. The record is from RefSeq and is a predicted model, not a curated record. The coding region runs from base 277 to 660 and encodes 127 amino acids. The transcript is spliced from 4 exons. Gene Ontology annotation, biological process: negative regulation of biosynthetic process. Lineage: Eukaryota; Metazoa; Arthropoda; Insecta; Diptera; Tephritidae.